AUGAAAGAGAAGAGACAAUUCUUGGUUGUUGUAUCUGAAUGUUCGAAAGAUUUGAAGCCUGUGUUUGGGCAGAAGUUCAAAUCACUAGAUUUUUGUUUCGCGUUCUACGAUGUGUACGCCCGUGCCGUUGGUUUUGAUACGCGCAAAGCACAAAUGAGGAAAGCCGAUGGUGUAAUUACUUGGUAUAACGUGGUAUGCAAUAGGGAAGGCAGCAAGAAGUCGAGCGAGGAUGACCAAGCAAAUGCACGGUCUGGUUUUUCGAUAAAACGUCGCCGGUUAUCCAAGCGGUGUGGUUGUAAGGCGAGUAUCUCAUUCAAGUUCUUCUCCGAAGGGGGAGUUUCAGGUUAUACUGUCGAGGAGUUCAAUGAGGUUCAUAACCAUUAUAUGGUUGAGACAGAGCAUCAGCAGUUUAUGUCAAUCAAUCGAAAGCUGGACGACGUACAUCACCAAUUUAUUCUUGAUUGUUCGAAGGCUAAUAUAGGCCCCACGCUCACGUUUAAUGUGCUGAAGGAAAUUCUCGGUGGUUUUCAGCUCGUUGGCUGCAAUGUUGGGGAUAUAAGGAAUGCUUCACGAGACAUCAAAGCAUACGCACAUGGUAUUGACGUACAAAUGGUUUUGGAUGAUAUGGCUAAGAAAAAGGAGAUGUCCGAGGCAUUCACAUAUGAGUACGAGAGGAAUUACCACAUGUUCGGUGAUAUUGUGGCUUUUGACACUACCUACAACACCAAUAGGUAUUGUAUGAUCUUUGCGCCAUUCACAGGAAAGGACAAUCACGGGCGACCAGUAACUUUCGCUGCUGGUUUGGUAAGCAGCGAGAAGACAGGUGCUUUUGCAUGGUUAUUCAGACAUUUUGUUCAAUGUAUGGGGGUUGCUCCGAAGAUGAUCGUUACAGAUCAGGAUUUGGGGAUGGGAUCGGCUAUUGAAGAGAUUCUUGUCGGGACUCGCCACCGAUGGUGUAUGUGGCAUAUUAUGCAUAAGUUGGCCAAUAAAGUUCCAGGUAGGUUAUUGAGGCACGAAGAUUUUAAGAAAGAGUUCAAUGCAUGCAUCUGGUCGGAUCUGCUUGAACCCGACGAGUUCGAAGAAGAGUGGAAUGGAGUAGUUGAGCGUUAUGGUUUGGAAGAACACAGUUGGUUCAUGUCAUUGUAUGAGUAUAGGAAAUUAUGGAUACCUGCGUACUUCAGAGAUUUCCCACUGGGGUCGAUGAUUAGGACCACCUCUAUAUCUGAGUCGGAGAACAGCUUCUAUAAAAACUUCUUGAAGCCACGCAACAACAUUGCCGAAUUCUACAUGAAUUUCAACCAAGCUUUGGAAUUUCAGCGAAAUAGUAGAACAAAGUUGGACUACCAAGACGCUACUGCUUAUAUUGGCCACUACUUUGGCGUUCGAGAAACAUGCUUCCACUAUGGGUAUUUGUGCAGCCAUAUCUUCUUUUUGUUCCGGAACAAUGAAGUUAAAAAGAUUCCGGAUACCUACUGUGCAAGUAGAUGGCUGAAGACUCCGCUAGCUAAGGUUGUCCAUGGACAUUUUGAUGAGACUUUACCUACACAGUCCGUGGUUGAUGAAAGGCAAAACGUUUCAAAGCAAGGGAUCUCACUGUUCUAUGGUUUUCUUCGUCGAUUUGAGACGGACAUUGAUGUGCUUCGUGCAUUCGUAGGUGGACUGGAGGAACUUGGUAAUUCUCUUCAAGCUGGAACACCUACAACUUCCGCCUCUGAGAAGAGGCGAAUGAUUGAACAGUUUUAUGGAAUGGAAAGGCCGAAAGUCGUUGAGGUCCACCCUCCGGAUGUGGUCAAGACGAAGGGGCACGCGAGUAGCUCCGCUAGUCGUCUGAUUUCCAAGCGAGAAAAGGCUAUCAAGGAGGCUAAUAGACCCCUUAGACGGUGUAAGGCGUGCGAGCCAUCAUGA
This is a messenger RNA of Salvia hispanica, 1905 nucleotides long. NCBI's taxonomy places the organism in Eukaryota, Viridiplantae, Streptophyta, Magnoliopsida, Lamiales, Lamiaceae. The record is from RefSeq and is a predicted model, not a curated record.